Messenger RNA from Aspergillus aculeatus ATCC 16872, 1569 nucleotides. Its product is annotated as putative ubiquinone biosynthesis monooxgenase (Coq6). The transcript has 2 exons. Gene Ontology annotation, biological process: ubiquinone biosynthetic process. Gene Ontology annotation, molecular function: 2-octaprenyl-6-methoxyphenol hydroxylase activity; FAD binding; oxidoreductase activity, acting on paired donors, with incorporation or reduction of molecular oxygen, NAD(P)H as one donor, and incorporation of one atom of oxygen. The coding region runs from base 1 to 1569 and encodes 522 amino acids. The record is from RefSeq and is a predicted model, not a curated record. Lineage: Eukaryota; Fungi; Ascomycota; Eurotiomycetes; Eurotiales; Aspergillaceae. Gene Ontology annotation, cellular component: mitochondrion.
AUGCGUGCUCUUGUACGACCGGCCACACGGCCCUACGUCUGCCCAUCUUGUCAAUUGGGUCGUCUUUCCGCUCGCCGCCGGUUCGCAUCCGCCUCCACCCCGAGCAGCGCAUCGCCCGAGAUCUACGAUGUCGUUUGCGUCGGCGGUGGUCCUGCAGGUCUAGGUCUGCUCGCAGCUCUACGAGCUACCCCUGCUACCUCCAAGCUCAAGGUCGCCCUCGUGGAGACCCAGGACCUGCAGAAAGCCCGCUCAUGGUCCCUCGAUGCGCAGCACUACUCCAACCGCGUCAGCAGUCUCACACCCUCCUCCGUUUCCUUUCUCCAGAAAAUCGGCGUCUGGGACCAUGUCGACACAGCGCGUGUCCAGCCCUACCAAGAAAUGCAGGUUUGGGAUGGCGAAACCGGCUCGCGCAUCACCUUCGAUUGGUCCAUGGAGACCUCGCCGUUCGAGGACCUGCGCACCGUCGCAACCAUGACCGAGAACUCCAACCUAGUGCGCGCCCUCCUCUCGCGCAUCGCCGAGUCUGGAGACGAGAACCUCUCGAUCUUCUCUAAUACCACUGUCUCCUCUAUCGCCAACGGCUCCGACAUCCCCGACGGCCCCGACCUCUCCGCCUGGCCCGUCCUCUCCCUCGCCCCGACGACCUCCUCCUCCUCCGCACCACCGCCCAAGCAGAUCGCCGCCCGUCUCCUCGUUGGCGCCGACGGCAUCAACAGCCCCGUCCGGCGCUUCGCCGACAUCUCCACCUCAGGCUGGGACUACGACCGACACGGCGUCGUCGCGACGCUCUCCCUGUCCGACCUGGACCCGGUGCACAGCACCCCCAACAUCAAGACCGCCUUCCAGCGCUUCCUCCCCGCGCUCGGCGGUCCGAUCGCCCUCCUGCCUCUCCCCAACAACACGGCCAGCCUCGUCUGGUCGACCACCGUCGCCAACGCCGCCUACCUCAAAUCCCUGCCCCCGCGCGCCUUCAUCGCGACGGUCAACGCCGCCUUCCGCCUCUCCAUGACCGAUCUAACCUACAUGCUCCGCAUGGAACGCCCCUCCGCCACCUCUCCCACAUCCACCGACUCCUCCUCCACCGUCGACCCGCACGAAGACGAACUCACCUGGCGCCUGCAAUACACCCCGCAGCCCCGCAAGCCCAGCCAGCUGCCGCCGCUCGUCACCGGCGUGCAGGAGGGCAGCGUCGCCUCCUUCCCGCUGCGCUUCCGCCACGCCUCGAGCUACAUCUCGCCGCGCGUCGCCCUGGUCGGCGACGCCGCGCACGUCAUCCACCCGCUCGCCGGCCAGGGCCUGAACCUGGGCCUCGGCGACGUGGCCGCGCUCGCCCAGACGGUCGAGUAUGCCGCCACCCACGGCAUGGACGCCGGCGACCUGCUGACCCUGGAGCGCUAUGCCGGGGAGCGCUUCGCGACCAACGCCAAGAUCGGCGGCGCCUGCGACGUCCUGCACAAGCUGUACAAUGUCCCCGGCAACGGGCCGGUGGCGUGGGCGCGCAGCUUCGGGCUGGAUGUCAUUGAUGCGGUGCCGUUCGUGAAGGGGCUGUUGAUGCGGGGGGCGCAGUGA